AUGUACCGUCAAGCCGCUAACCACAGCAGGACGGUCUUCUUCCUCUUCUACUUUAAUCGGCUGUUUGCAACCCUGGUCUCCUAUGGCAUAAGAGCGUAUACAUGGCACAAAUACCGAGCCUAUAUCGACAUACAGGCACUUCAGAUAUCCCUGCUCGCUGGUCGAAUCUUCUUCAAAGACCUCCGCUAUCACGGCCAUAACGAGACGAUACUCGUCCACGGAGGCUACAUAACCUGGCGUUACUGGUAUCGCAAUGUUCGAGAGAGCGAGCUAUUCACCCACAGGAAAUCUGGACCGUCGAAGGGCUCUACCAGUGAGAAGAGUACAAGCCAGAAGAGAAGCACUAGCAGAAGUUUGGACAGGGAAGAGAAAGCCGGUGACCAGGUGGACAAGCAGCUACCUUGUCGUAUCAGCAUCAAAAUCUCGGGUUUGGAAGCUUUCCUCUACAACAGAAGCCCAGCGUAUGACAGCGUUGUGGAAGCUGUUACGCGUGCGGCCAAUUCCGCCUCAUCUGACGAUGAGAGCCGCCCCGAGGCAGAGAACGGGGAAGGUAAAAGCUCGGACAUCUCGUUCGACGAAAAGCACGAGGCGGCGAUCAGGCCGUCCAAGACCACCGACUCCGCCCGGUCACAGCAGACGAAUGUUAGCGGCACACACAGCCAUGGGAGCCAGCAACAGCAAUCUUUGCAACUGCCCGCUUUCUUGCAUAUAUUCCCCAUACGCUUGUCUUGUAACAAAGGCGCAGUUGCUCUUGGAAAUGAGAAUACUAAAUGCGUAUUGACUGCAAAGUUCGACAAUGCGAGCGGUGAGUUUGAUGUGGGUGAGGCUGGAGAACUGGACAUAUACAAGCAAAUAUUCCAUUUCAACGUCGUGCAUCCAGUCGUCCACAUGAGACCAAACACAGACUUCAAAUCAUUCCAGCUGGCCACCGCUAUACGCUUGAAGCAAGAAGCUCGAGAUGGGCCCUCAGCAAAACAUGCCAAGGCUGCUCGAUUGGCUCAUCCUCGCCAUAAUGUCUUGCAAAAGUUACACAACUUGUCGCCGUUCUUCCGCAAAUCCGUGGAAUCUGUCAACCCAUCCUCGCAAAAGGCCGACGACAAGACACCUUCAGCUAAACUACAGACGCCACUUCCAGGCGAAGGGAGUUGGCGAGGUUUGACAAGAUACCUUGACAACAGCCAGUUUGAUGAGCACGACGAGUGGGAUGCCGUCGAAUACGGCAAAUCAUCAUUGAUUGCUGACAUAACUCGCGUAAGCUUCAGCUUCUACUGGGACAUCCCUGGCCCCAAGCCACAAGAGAUUGAAGGACCGACAGCUGUGGAUUCACCCAUCAGACCGGAUGUCAACGGUGCCAGUCCGCCAGAUUACGGCCUUGAACUCUACAUCUAUGGCGGAAUCGUGAACUACGGGCCCUGGGCAGACCGCCAACGUAUCAACUUCCAGUCGUUUUUCUUUCCGAGCUCCUAUGUCGAUGCACAUCCUGCCAAACCAUUAGCAGCAGGACAGACUCGAAUAAUCACCGUUUUCAAACUCUUCCUUACGGUCGAGGAAGAAGUCACUCUCCGUGUUCCGACUCGGGAGCCGUCCAAAGAUUGGAAAUGGAGAGGCCGAGCCGAGAACAUGAAGGAUCAGGCCAAACUAACCUCGGAGAGAGAAAAGGGCCGUGGAAGGGGCAGGAUCAAGUCAUUCAGAAACAGAAAGGGAGAUAAGGGUUUAUCUGGACCGAACGUACGGCCGUUCGGUUGGAUAGAUGUCAAAUUCGCCCCAGACACGACCGUCAACUACACGAUGGAUAUGGUAGCCCAGAAGGACGGCUACGCAAACACACUUGUCGCUGAUGUUCGCGGCAUCGACAUCUAUUCGAGCGUCAACCAUGGGCUCUUAUGGCAUUCGGGCAAGAUUGGCCUGGACUGCGACCUUUCCUUCCCACUCAGAUGGAAUGGUCUACGCCAGUGGACGUUCAACAUCUCAUGCAAUGAUUUAGAGCUUUUCCUGCUUCGGGAUCAUCUUUUCCUGAUUACCGACAUAGUGGGGGAUUGGGGCUCAGGUCCUCCGUCAGAGUACUACACGUUCACACCGUUCAGAUACAAGCUCAACAUGAACUUCAGCAGCUUUAAAAUGUACCUGAACACCAAUGACUCGAACAUUGUGAACGAUCCGUCGGAUUUGGAAGACAACAACUUCAUUGUGCUUUACGGAAGAACGCUAUAUGCUGAUCUACUCAUUCCCCUGGACCGAUUCCGUCCAGCUCGGAAUGAAAUCCGUUUCGAUGUGAGAGGAUAUGACUUUGGCCUCGAGAUGCGCAUGCCCUCCAAGAACACAGUCAACACUUUUGUCAAGUCGAACAACGUUGCGACUCUCGAGGAGCUGGCUAUGGACGGAAGUCACAAUUAUUUUACCAGUAGUUCCGCUUCUCUCACGGACACGCUCAGCAUCAACAUCCACGGAUCCAAGUUCUCGCUGAUCCUGUAUGGAUUCUUGGUAAGACAUCUGAUGAAGGUUAAAGACAACUACUUUGGGGACGAUCUGCACUUCAGGACGCUUGAGGAAUUCCAAAACACUCCUCGAAGAGGGUCGAUCGAGGAACGUCUAGACAUCUCGAAACAGGGAGCAAAGAAGUCCAAUGAUCUGGAUGUCAUUCUCUGCAUUGGCGCCAACGACGCUAGCAUUCUCCUUCCAGCAAACUUGUAUUCUGCGGAUGAGUACAUCCGGGCCGACGUGCCAUACGCCUUCUGUGAUCUUCGCUUCACGAACUACUAUAUGGAUCUCAUGGUCGAUUUCAGCCCGGCCUCCAUAUCAGUCAGCGACAAGCAAUCAGACCAACAAGAUGCAGCCAAGUCUAGCGGACGUACACAGCUGUUCAUUGAUCUCAUUAGCAUAUACGGGCACCGCUUGUUUGGCCUGCCGCCUACAGAACCAACAUAUCUUUGCAACUACGACUUCAACGUUGGAAAGAUCACCGGGGAGUCGUCAGCUCGCUUCCUCGAAACUCUACUUGGAGCCAUUCAAGCAUUUGCUUUUGGCCUGGACGACGAUGAGAAUGCGAUGCCGCUCACAGAACCAUUGGUCAUCCACGACGUGAUCUUCAUCCGACUCAAAGCCGCAGGUGUUAACAUCUGCCUUCGAACAGCGCUUGAUGCCCUGAUAAUGGGCACAGGCGCCAUCACCUUGGACUUUAACGAUUGGGCGGGAUCGACGUUCUCUCAGCGACUGAAUGUGCUAGUACCCAACCUCACACUGGCAUGCUUCGAUCCAAAGUCGCCCUCACCAAAACGCACGGGCAGCGAAAUGGUUACCGCUAAAACACACGCUUAUCUGCAGACGGAUAUCUCGCUGCAUAUGCUUAAGAGGAAGCUCGGAUUCAGUGAAGAACGGCAGAAGCAGCAAGCUCACCUUAACGAACAUGACCAGAGAACGGAUCGUACCCCUUUUCUUCUGCACGACGAGCUUGACCUCGGUAUGUCGCGACCGACCCGUGCGCAGAGCAGUCUUUCUCCGCCAGCCUCAACGUAUCCGGCCAUUCCAUCCCCCCUGCGACAGAUCAAUAGCGACGCGAGCUCAACAAGCCGCUCAAGCUUACGGUCAAGUCGCUCGACACGGUCUGGUAAUUCAAUUGCAACCUCAAUCACCAGUCUAUCUUCAGAUAAAAACGAAGCUCGAAGGGCUGGAAGGAUCGGCUACAAAUCGUCGUUGCACUCCCAGUCUGACCCAAGCCUCGCAGGGAGCCUUCAUGCAGGCAAUUCGUCAUCUUCAAGUGGUCAGUUCGGUCACAGAUCUUCGUCUGAAGCGUCGAGAGAGGAGCAAAAGUAUUCUCAGAGUUAUAAGAGCGCAAGGGGCCGUAGAAAGCGUCAAGAGGAAUCCUCUGAGGUCCUCACGAGCUCUCUAGCCCGUCCUGAAUUUCCGCUGGACGGUGUGGCGUUGGAUGUGAGCGAUGUGCCACCUUUGACUCCACCUUCGAGGAAGGAGGUCACGUCGGUUGGCAACAGCUGGCCUGCUCUUACGGAUGGCUCACGCAAUACAUUUGACGAGAACUUCGUCCACACAAGCUUUAUCAUCACCGCCGGUUCUGGUGUAAGAGCACUUUGUACUCCACAAGCAGUCGCGUCCAUCGCAGUCUUAAUCCAGUCUUUGCAACCGAAACACCCGGAGGACCUCCUAGAUUCCUUCCAGAUCGAAGUCAUGUCUAAGAUCUUGAGUAUUCGUAAUCGCAUAGAGGGCAAAGGUACAUCGAAUCAAUUCAGCUUACGCUUACCAUGUGCCCACCUGCGCUUCUCGGAUGACUACAGCACGAUUGACGAAAGUCAUUAUCGAUCUGAGAAAGACCAGUACGAUGUCAUUGUCGAGAACCUUGGUGUCGCAGCUCGGUCAAGAUCUUAUCCAAAGACCGAGUCGGAGACGAGUUCCUUCUCAUUCCAUGCUACGCUCGACUCUCUUGACGCUUCGGUCAAGGAUAGCUCGCGCGAGACGAACUCUGACGAUGCAGCUGUCAGGGCAAGGAUUGAUGACGUCCUCUUCUGGAUGGUCUCUGCCGGGUCUACUUCAGUCAACGCAUCUUUCAAAGGAUUCGAGAUUGUUACAGCAGGCAAGCGAAUAGAAUACCUUGCGAGACUGAUCCACCACACCACUCUGUUAGCCGACGAUUUACGAUCUCAAUUCGCAAACCUUGAUGCGCAAAGUCAGUGGCGGCUGCGCUUCUUCGCAUACACUUUGACCAUGCUUGGUGGAGAGACCCCAGACCCGCCGUUUCUAAGCCGACCGUCAUACGCUUUGCGUGCGGCAACUGACCACCUGCGUAACCACGACUCAUGGAAGAUCAUAUCGCGCUUCCGAUACAUCUAUGACUGUUUAUCUCCAGAACAGAAAGAAGAUCUGGUAAACCGCUGCCUAGGCGAGUUUCCUUUCUGUCCUGCUGACGCUGAAGGCCGUGUCAUCUCAAGCUGGGAUCAAUGGCGAACCUGGGAUCUUGCCCACGUCAAGAGAAGCCUUGCAAUGCGGAAAUUGUACGGCUCUUGGGCUGAAGUCAACGAUUUACACGAGAACAAACAGCUUCCCGUCGGAUUGACGGUGAGGUCUACCGGUAUCAGGCUUAUACUUGACCCUGGACCGAAGCAGAGUGAGCUGUCGACGCGCAUGCUAAUGGUGGCGCUGUCUAUGUCCCCUCCACAAGAACCAUCCGGCUUGAUGCUUGUCGAAAACGACGCUUCAUCAAGGAAGACCACACUGCAUACCAGUUCAAAGUCACUCACCUGUCAAAUUAACUGGGAAGUGUGCGAACUCGUUGAGAACCUUCUGCGGCUUUUCCAGGAAGGCCAGUCCUUCAAUCGCAAGCCUUCAGUGUCCACUGUAGGCUCAGUCGAGCUGGCUGAAGUGCACGAGCCGCAAGAUCACGAUAUCCAGGUGUUUGUCACAACGGACUACGGGAGCAUUGCCUUGGAGUCAAUCAAUUUGAGAAAUACUUGGACGGUCAAGAGUUUGAAGGCGUCGGUCAUCGCAACUGAUCGAGCAGAAUCGUCCGCAGGAUUCAUGCUCUCCACAUUGGUCCAUGCCGACUCCGCAGCUGUAGAACUGCAGUCCCACAGAAGGUUGCUGAUGCACUGCCGGGCAGAUGGUCCGAACGUCUAUGUGUCUAAAGACAACUCUGAUCAAAGCGAUACGUGGCGUAUCGCCGGUGCCAGCAAGAAAGUCCUCGUACAGAUCAAGGAGGAGAUAAUCGGGCUUGUCGAAGUCAGCGACGCCGUGUUGUGCGACGAAGUUGCUUAUUUCCAGCGCCGACGUGAUCUGUUCGCCCAAGGCAUCAAUCCUGGUAACAAGCACCACACAACGCAGAGAAGCGCGCCUUCGCCAAAGCUCGACCUCGCGUUACUCAUGGACGCCUAUCAGAUCGAUGUAGCAAUAUUCCAGUCCAUGAGCUACUCCAUAUCUGGAGAGCUGGGCCGGCUGUCAGCAGUACCCGUUCUAGGUCAUGAAUGGGCCUUGAACCUCAACUACGAUCUCUCUAGCAGCAUCCACCACUUACGCAGCAACACCAGUCAGCGUUCACAGAACAUUGCAGAAUUAGGCAUGCCUCCGUUUAACGGUGUGGUGCAGCUGACACAUUCCGGUGAACAAACAGUCGUGGGUGUCUCCAUGAUCAUCGAGCGCAUUAACUUGGAUGCUCAUGCCUUACACGGACUCCUGACCGCAGCGCAAUCACCGGAAGGCUCAAGUGCGAUCCGAGCCAUUCAAGACGACGUAAAUGUAUUCAAAACACAUUUGGCCGAAGUCUUUCCCAAGGACGUUGCUCACUCGUCGAGGCAAAGCGAGGAGCCAAGCAAGUCGCCACUUGCAUUCGAUGCCAGCAUCAUCUUUGCGGGACUGUGCGUCUCAGCUACCGCCCCCGGUUCUCAGUCAGACUCGUCAAAGGUGAAAAUGGUCUUCGAGCUUAGUCCCGUGAAGAUCAAAGCAACGAACGUGUCUCUCCUCGACCGUUUGGUACUCCCAAUGCCAGAGAUCAUUGUACAGCUGCAACAGAUGACCAUGGAACUGAAGCUGUUCGACAAUAGGGUGUCCCAGCGAUGCGGCAAUGUUACAUUCGGCGUUGGUGUCCAAUGCUUAUCAUAUCAGGACGACUCUGGUCAGUUCAAACGUGAUUAUCGCGUCCAGAGUUCAGCGCUGGAAGUCAAUCUGUUUCCGGACACCGCGUCAGCCGUCGUGGAUGUGAUUAACCACCUGCAGAACCGUCUCAGCGGUCUUGACUUAUCGAAAGAGAAGAAGUAUCUACGUCGCCUUCGGCAACCGCGACGACUUACUUCGACGUUGGAGAACUCCACGGCUGACAGCGCACAGCAGGCGAAUGAGAUUGAUUCCGCUGCAUUAUUCGAUGCUGCCUUCUCGAUGGAAUUGCCAGACAUUCAAAUCAGCUACAUUGUUGGCAACUCCGCUCCAGCAUUUCCAGGUCAUGAGGUCGAAGACCUUGUGUUGUCGUUCAGGCGCAUUGGUUUAUCAUCCAAGAAAGAAAACGCCGCACGACUCACCAUCGAAGACCUGCAACUGCAAAUGGUUCCAGCCUCACAAAGCAAGAGGCAACGCUCGCCGAACUCGGCACUCCUUCCUGAAGUGGUUUUCAACGUAGCGUACAGCUCCACCCAGCAAGAUCGUCAAUACACUUUCCAUGCUGGCGGCAAGUCUCUGGAUGUUCGGCUGGAGUCAAAAUUCCUCUUGUCUGCGAAUGUAUUGCAGCAGUCAAUGAAACUCGCGAACAAGGAGCUUCGUGCAGUUACUGCUGGCUGGAAGAAGGCACCGAGCGACGGUGGUGUUCAACGGUCGACCUUGUUCGCCAACAAGAAGUUAUCCUCUCUCCUCGUCGAUGCGGACUUUGCAGGAGCUGUUGUGUAUUUGCACGGAAGCAGUAGCAACAAUCGUGGUAGCACGAAAGCCGACAUGUCUCAUCGUAGCCGCUUGUCGCAGCGCGGGCGUUAUGGACAAUUCUCGGCUGAUGAUUCCACACCCAGCACCGCACUCAGAGCCCCCAGCAUUGCUCUGAAGGUCCAGUACAAGGGCAACGUGGCGGAGCCGACCCUACAUGUGGAGCUCAAGAUUGAUGCAUCCACGAAUACGCUCCAUCCUACUGUCGUGCCUCUGAUUGUGGACAUAUCCAACUGUAUCAAGGAGAUAGUCCAGGAUGGCGACGGAGUUGAGAAGGAACCAGAGCCCAAAUCGAGCUCUAAGUCCUCGGACGAGGAGAGCUUGGUCACAGCAGAUCCAAGUGCAUUAUUGGGGAAGACGAGACUCAAUUUUGGUUUCCGGAUCUGCAGACAAGAGUUCAGCCUUAGCUGCCAACCUAUCGCUCGAGUCGCCGCAACUGCGUGUAUCGAAGACAUCUACGUAACGGCCAACACUAUCAGAUCAACUGAGCAUGGCCACUUCUUUGCACUCUCAGCGACAUUCGACAAACUGCAAGCCUCCGUACAACACGACUACUCAAGGGAGUCGACGUUCAGUUUCGAUGUUGAAUCUGUAGUGCUGUCGCUAAUGAACAGCAAACAUCUCAGCGGCACCAGCGGUAUCUCGGCUAUCCUCAAGAUCGAUCCCAUGCGCACUCACAUCAAUGCCAGGCAGUUGCAGGAUUUCCUGCUCUUCCGAGAAAUAUGGUUGCCACCAGAGAUACGGAAGGGACCGAGAGCGGACCUACCUUCAGCGAGCACGGAACCUCAAGAAUACUUUGUGCAGCGGUAUCAGCAAGUCGCCUCAGCCGCCGCCUUCCCAUGGAACGCCACGAUUCUCAUUGCGGAGAUAGCCAUCGAUCUGGACCUUGGACAGUCCAUUGGCAAGUCUAGCUUGAUCGUCACCAAUCUGUGGGCGUCUUCCAAGAAGAGCUCGGACUCCGAACAGAACCUCUGUAUAGGCGUUCAGGGCCUGGCAAUCAACAGCAACGGUAGGAUGAGCGGCUUUGUGGACCUGGAUGGCUUCAAAGUUCGUACGUCAAUCCGCUGGCCCUCACAAGCAGAGAGCUCUCGCAAAUCACCCCUCGUCCAGGCAGCUGUCGGAUUUACGAGGUUGCGUGUCAAAGUCGCUUUCGACUUCCAAGCUUUUGUCAUCGCAGACAUUUCAAGUUUCAACUUUCUCAUGCACAACGUGCGUGUGGAUCAGGAAACUGCCAAGGAUCGACUGGUUGCAAUCUUGGACGGCGAGAAAGUGCAGAUAUUCUGUACAGCCACAAGCGCCGCUCAGGGAUACGCGCUAUAUCAGGCCCUGGAGCGCUUGAUACAGGAGAACGAGAUGGCUUACAAGCAGUCGCUGAAGGACAUCGAGAAGUUCCUUCGCCGCAGCUCCACAACCGCGACAAGCCGGCCGUCUCUCGCUCUCCCCUCACUGAAACAGAAGGGUGAAUCGCUCAAGGCUCCUAUCUCUCUCCAUACCGACGUCGUCGUUACUCUACAGCACAUCAACUUCGGCGCCUUCCCAAGCACCUUCUCCGACCACCAAAUCCUCAGCCUCGAAGCGCACGACGUACAAGCCCGUUUUGCCGUAGCACUCGAACGCCACAAAAUUCAUAGCGGACUCGGAAUGACGCUCGGCCAGCUCAGUCUCGCCCUCGCCGCAGUCUCCCAGCCCAAAGCACCCAAGACCCUCGGCGAAGUCAGCCUCGAGGAAGUGGUCCGCAGUGCAACAACCGCGAGAGGCGGCACCAUUCUCCGCGUCCCAAAAGUCAUCGCUACGAUGCAGACAUGGCAGGAACCCGACUCGAACCACAUCGACUACACUUUCAAGAGCGCCUUCGAGGGCAAAGUCGACGUCGGCUGGAACUACUCCCGCAUCAGCUUCAUCCGCACCAUGCACAACACGCACACGCGCACGCUCGCCUCACGGCUAGGACGGCAGCUGCCGGAGUCGGCGGUCAAGAUCGCUGGGCUGCCUGAUGCGGACGAUGCGGAUGGCGGAAGCCUCGAGAAGAAGGCGAGCCCCGAGAAGGAGAAGAUUACCGCGGUGGUCAAUGUGCCGCAGAGCAAGUACAACUAUACCGCGCUGGAGACGCCCAUUAUUGAGACGCCGCAGCUGAGGGAUAUGGGCGAGGCGACGCCGCCGUUGGAGUGGAUCGGGUUGCAUAGAGAGAGGUUGCCGAAUGUUACGCAUCAGAUUGUUAUUGUUACGCUGCUGGAACUGGCGAAGGAGGUUGAGGAUGCUUAUUCUAGGAUUCUGGGAUCUUCGUAA
This is a messenger RNA of Coniosporium apollinis CBS 100218, 9690 nucleotides long. RefSeq lists its product as uncharacterized. The coding region runs from base 1 to 9690 and encodes 3229 amino acids. Gene Ontology annotation, cellular component: membrane. Gene Ontology annotation, biological process: fermentation. The record is from RefSeq and is a predicted model, not a curated record. Lineage: Eukaryota; Fungi; Ascomycota; Dothideomycetes. The transcript has a single exon.